This is a messenger RNA of Lycium ferocissimum, 1850 nucleotides long. RefSeq lists its product as uncharacterized. Gene Ontology annotation, biological process: regulation of mitotic cell cycle. Lineage: Eukaryota; Viridiplantae; Streptophyta; Magnoliopsida; Solanales; Solanaceae. The record is from RefSeq and is a predicted model, not a curated record. Bases 917 to 1651 code for a protein of 244 amino acids. The transcript is spliced from 4 exons.
UAUGUAUUAUCUUUCAAAAAAAUUAAAGAGUGUAUGUCCGAAUUCAUGGUCAAGUUUGACUCUCGAAAUCCGUAUCACAUAAAUUGGGACAGAGGGAUAGAAGAUUAACAGUGCCCAUGAAUAUAAAGAGGAGAAGUAUACUGCCGUUUGUGUAGGGGUAAAAGUAAAGAAGAUUCCACUUGUUCUUUCUUGUAAGAGAAGUGUGGCAAUCUGAUCUUGAUAGGUUUUUCAAAUGAUGUAAACAACAAAUAUUUCAUCAAGUAUUGAACUAAUUGCUCUUUAGUCACAAAUAAAAAUGUCAAGAAAAAAGACUUCCUGUGUUUUUUUUUUCCCGGAGAAAAGAGAAAAAGAAGUAAUCACAGAGAAUUAGAUGACACCUUUUUGUGUUUAAAAUUAGCUGUGAUGGGAGGAGAGGUAAUUUGUGAUUCUUUGAGAGUGCCUUUAGCCUAUAAAUUUCAGGAUAUGAUAUGAUGGCUAAAACUAUGCCCUCUAGCUUUCUAAUUGAUGGAGGAUUGUUUAUCCCAUGCAACCUGAUGGGGCCAAUCUGGUGUUUCAUCUUCGUAUUUUGAAAUGCAAUUACCAAAUUGAUUGAUCAUUAACAAUGCGCCAGAUGUUUCUGCUUAUCAUAGGCAGGUGAUGUCCAAUUCUCUCCUUGCUGCUAUUAUGGGUUUUCAUCGAAUCAACUUAAGACAAAAUAUGCCUUUGGAAAGUCAUUGAUAUGUUAGUAUCUUCUGUAGUACAACUACAAAAUUCUUGGAGUUUAGGUUUAUCAUAGUAUGUUUGUUGUUUAAUCACCCCUUCCUUGUUGCUCUGCUUCUAUUUUGGUAUUCAUCAGAUCACCUUUUCUUAAAUUUACAUGUUUGAACCACAACUAUGAUUUGCAGGAUAAUAUUGCACUAAUUUUGCUGGGAGAAGAAUGGCUAAUCCAUCACCUUACCUGAUUCAAGAUCACAAUAUCAGUAUACACUAUGAUGCAGGGGCUUCUCUGGUGGGGAAGAAUGGCAUCUCUAAGGCACAGAAGAAAGGAGGAGGGCUUGGUGGAAGAAAAGCACUUAAUGAUAUCUCAAACUCAGCAAAGCCUUCUGCUCUGCAGACAUCAAAGAAAAAUAAUUCUGCGAAUGUGAUUUCUAUUGGGAAAGAUGAUGCCUCUAGAAACAAAAUUAGUGCAGGAAGGAAAGAUAACUACUCUAAAGGUGUUGAGAAAAAGGGUGGCAGGAAAGCACUAGGUGAUCUUACAAACUCAAACAAGUCAUCUCUUCCAGAAGAGAAAUUUCUCCAUAAUCAUCAGGAUUGUAUCAAAGCACAGAGAAAGGCAAUGGACAUGAGUUGUUUUCUUAAGGAAGUUGGAUUAGAUCAUGAUGAUGUCCAUGUGCAUCUAGGAGCAUCUCCACAUGCACUUCAACUAUCAACGAAGUCGAAGUCAUCAACAUAUCGGCCAGAAAGCCCAAUGAAGCAUUAUGUCGAAGUGGAAGAGAUGCCAGAACUGCUGAUUUAUGAUCAGGUUCAUAGAAAUGAAGAUAAGCGGCCUUGUGUAUCUUUUUCACCUUGUGAUGCCUCUCCUAAAUCAGCAAAACCACUAUAUACCAGCUGGAAGGAUGACUCUGUUCUAGAUUUUGCAUUGAUUGGAACACCUCUUCAACCAAAGCAUUGAUGUGUCUUCUUUGAUCACUAGUAGCCCUUAAAAAAUUGUUAUAGAUCUGUUAUAGUCAUCGGUCAGUCAGCUGUUUGACUGUUGACAUUGUUUUAGUUCUUCCUGAUCUUUAUGUAGAGAACUACGCAGGCGGGCUAGCUCCUUCAUAACUUGCUUCACAUUUUGUCACUUAGCUAAUGCUUUGUAUUCUUUCCUCCUA